This is a messenger RNA of Naegleria gruberi, 1080 nucleotides long. Its product is annotated as Peroxin 7 (Pex7), putative. The transcript is spliced from 2 exons. Gene Ontology annotation, molecular function: protein binding. Gene Ontology annotation, biological process: protein import into peroxisome matrix. The coding region runs from base 1 to 1080 and encodes 359 amino acids. Gene Ontology annotation, cellular component: cytosol; peroxisomal matrix. Lineage: Eukaryota; Heterolobosea; Eutetramitea; Acrasida; Naegleriidae. The record is from RefSeq and is a predicted model, not a curated record.
AUGCCAUCAUAUAAAACACAGUACAGUGGUUACUCUGUCGAGUUUUCUCCAUUCGAAGAUGAUAAAUUGGGUGUUGCUACAAGUCAACAUUUUGGAAUUGCCGGACAAGGUAGACAAUAUGUUUUACAAAAUGAUCGUGAUUCGCAAACUAUGAAAAAAUUACAUACUUUUGAUAGUGCUGAUGGAUUGUAUGAUUGUACUUGGAAUGAAGAAAAUGAAAAUCAAAUUAUUAGUUGUUCGGGAGAUGGAAGUAUAAAAGUUUUUGAUACCACAACUGCUUCGGGAGGUGAGGGAGCUCCUGUGAUGAAUUUUGCUGAACAUUCUAAGGAAGUUUACUCUGUAGAUUAUAAUACUGUGAAUAAGGAUUGUUUUGUUAGUGGUUCUUGGGAUAAUACUAUCAAGUUGUGGAAUUUGAGUGGUGGUAAUGGUAGUUCAAUGGAAACUUUUGAUGAACAUCGUUAUUGUGUAUAUUCUACAAUUUUUUCUCCGAUUAAUGGUGAUCACUUUAUGAGUUGCAGUGGUGAUAUGACCAUGAAAAUUUGGGAUAUUCAUGAUAUUUCUAGUUUACAAUCAGCUCAAGUUCACAAUUAUGAAGUUUUGGCAUGUGAUUGGAAUAAGUUUAAUGAACAUAUUGUUUGUACAGGAUCAGUAGAUAAAACCAUCAAAGUAUGGGAUUUGAGAAAUUUAAAUCAGCAUAGAUCAGGAGCUAUCAUGGGUAGUGGAUCAUCUUCAAAUCAAGAUUCAUCAAUUUGUACUUUAACUGGACAUGGAUUUGCUAUUAGACGUCUCAAAUUCUCACCACACGAUGAAAAUAUAAUUGGUAGUGUAAGCUAUGACAUGUCAUUGUGUAUUUGGGAUACUGAACAGGGAAGUGAUAAUGCACUGUUGGAAAAAUACGAACACCACUCUGAAUUUGUUGUUGGUAUUGAUUUUAACUUGGAAAUGGAGGAUGAAAUUGCUAGUUGCAGUUGGGAUGAAACUGUCUAUGUUUGGAUGAGAGGAGAAGAACCAGGCAACCAAUUUUUCAGAAUUGCUAUUACUUGUUGGUUUGAGGUAUCAAAGAUACCACUCGAAACAUAA